GGGGUAUUAAUACCGUAUUAUCAUGGUCACAUCGAUGGUUACCACGUGAUAAUUCACUUUAACAGCUCUUUCCGUCGAUUGAUAAAGUUGAAUAAGUCUAUUCCAGUGUUGUACAAUACAACAGGCCAAUGGGCGUACCUGAUCUAGCAGGGAAUCCACGUAUUCAUGACAUCAACACUGUCGACUUGUGUUGCCGACGGCUUCUCUUAAGGCUGAAUGUAACCGGAUAGCUACGUAACAAUGCAAACCACAUACCUAAAUAAGUAUGUAUGAAGCUCAGGUAAUUAAUUAUAACUACCUACGUACGCACAACUACCUAUGUAAGAGAGAAAUCUAUCCUCUUUCACACUCUCAUGGCGACAAACCCACAUGUACCAGGAGGUCCCCUCCCACUCGAGGACAAGAUCCUCGAGACAGGCGCAUCCAUGAUCCAAGACUUCCAGCCCACGAAGCAGCUAUGCGCACAUCUGAACGCCUUCCACACAUACGCCGACGAGCCGGGCCGCUUCGUCGAAGCGAACCACUACUGUGCGCACCUAACUGAAGACGUCCGCCAAUGCAUCCUCUACGACAGCCCCGGCCCCAACGCGCGCCUCAUCGGGGUCGAGUACAUGAUAACCCCACGCCUCUACUCCACCCUCCCCGCCUCCGAGCGGCAGCUCUGGCACUCGCACGCGUACGAGGUAACAUCCGGCAUGCUCAUCAUGCCCGGCCCUUCCGCCUUUCCUGGCGCCGUCCAAGCCUGGGAGGCGGCCGAGACGCAGGAGAUGAAGCAUGUCAUUGGCUUGUACGGCAAGGUGUACCACCUGUGGCAGACGGACCGCGGCGACGCGUUGCCCUUGGGCGAGCCCAAGUUGAUGACUAGUUUCACGGCUGAUGGACAGUUCGACUUUGAAAAAGUCGUGGGCGAUCGCGAUGCGAGGUUUGGCACGGAUUGGAGGCGGAAGAAGGAGUUGAGGAAGGGGAUUGAGAGGCCUGAGGUCCAUCCUGAUGCUGAUUUUGCUUGGAAGAGACGUAAUUUUAUGUAGGAUGUCAAAUGAGAACUAACUCAAUGCCAGGGGCGCGUUAAAUAAUCACAAGAUCUCCACGUCUAGAUGUGAGUCGGUGCCCUCAUAUAUGUUAGUCUCCUCCCUACUCAUCACCUAAAUAGCUUACUUAAAAAGGGGUUGAUUAUACAGUUCUGUGAAGAGCUGCCAAGCGUAGGAUUAAUUAUGCAAUUAGUCUAAGUAUUCUAAUUAACAAUGUUCGUUCUCAUCA
Messenger RNA from Hypoxylon fragiforme, 1257 nucleotides. RefSeq names its product DUF1264-domain-containing protein. Lineage: Eukaryota; Fungi; Ascomycota; Sordariomycetes; Xylariales; Hypoxylaceae. The coding region runs from base 354 to 1028 and encodes 224 amino acids. The transcript has 2 exons. The record is from RefSeq and is a predicted model, not a curated record.